AUGGAGCAACUUCAUUUGCAAAUUAUCAGCCCCAGCUAUACAAAACAACUUGGAGAGCAGACCCAUCUUCUUGGUUUUGACGAUGUCUUGCUGGCUGGCAUGCUUGCUGGUGAAAGCCGGGAGAGGACCUACGAAAAGCAGCCGCCUGUGAGUCAGGGUCUCCGAGGAGAAGCUCAAGUGGAGUUCAACUUCACCUUGCUUCUUUUACACGACCUAACCUUCAAGGAGGACAUCCAGGUGGAUGUGGAAGAAAGCAAUGCCUCAGUGUUUCAACAGAUGUUGUCGACACUUCACAACUCGACCCAAUGGGAAUGGGACUGGUCGAAGAUCCGAAUCUCGGUGUUUGAUGAUUUCCGAAUUGUUUACUCUGGCUCCAACUCGGACCUGUCUGUCUCGGAGGGGCGAAAGAAGGAGUGGCUUCAGCUCGUCCUGGAGUCGGCCGUUUGUCCGUCCGAAGAGCUUCUCAGUGGGCCUGCAACAGCAAAUGGCCUUGCAUGUCUGUCUGGUGAGUGUGAGAACCUCACCACUCCACAGUACUUUCUCAAGAACCUGCCUUCUGGGGACGUGGUUCCAAUCCACAGCGCUGGCAAACUCUCUGCAGGUGCCAAGAAUCACUUCUAUGUUCUUGGCAAGUGGAUAGCAAGAGCCUACAUCAUCGAUCCAAGAGUUUUUGCUCCCUUGCCUUUGCACAAUUUCAUCUAUGAGAGCUUGGUGGCAGGAAAGCCCACAGAGUGCGAGCGGCUCGUCUCGAUCUUGGGCAACCGCAGGCUGGAGGACGUGGGGCCUUAUGCUUGGAAGAGCUGCGACGCAGUCCAGGACUGCUGGGAUGCAGACACGGGGAAGUAUGUCCAAGAUGAUUGCUACGUGCCCCUUUACCGCUCUCCCGACACGUGGAAGGAACUGGACAUCAAGUGGGGUGCAGCAGCACCAAACGGUGUCGAGCCAUACGAUUCGGUUCCUUAUGAGAGAGCACGGGAAUACACUGAGCAGAACUGUCGCUACCUAUGGGAGACGGGCUUUGCCGAUCCAGUUGAAGAAAUCAUCAAGGGCUUUCGCGAGGUGAUCCCCACCGACAAGAUGUUCUGGAAGAAACUGCAAGGAGCAUCUCAUUUGAAGCAAUUGGUGGAAGGCAGCCACGAGGUGGAUGCUGAGAGCUUUCUGGCCAGGGUUGUUUGGCAAGGGCCCUGGUCAGAAGCAGACCGCCAGAUGAUGGAGGGGGUCAUGGGAGAAUUGCAUCAGCAAGGGUCGGGCUUACCAAUUCAGAAGAAGCCGCUGAGCAAACUCCUGCGCUACAUCACAGGAUCUUCCAGAAAGCCUGUUCCGGAACUGGACGGAUUUGUGAAUGAAACUUCGCACAAAAUUGUAUUUGUCAAAGAUGGCACCGAUGAUGACAAGUGCCACCGCCCCUUGUCAGUGCAAAACAACCGUUUGUGGGUGUCAGAGGAAUGCCUGACAAGCAAGGCUUUGCUAAUGGAGCAGUUUGAUCGGCCCCUUGUGAGCCCUCAAACUGGACAAGACAUUCACCUUCUUGGCUUUAUGGAUGACUUUCUGGAUGCUGAGAAUGAAAGAAGGAAACUCAAAGGACAGCCUUUGCUUGACACAGGUCUUCGAGGACUUGCCCAGAGAGGUUUUGACAUCAUCGAUGCAGAAUGGCCUAGACUGGAGGUGAACCGCCAAGGCAAUACAUCGGUGUUUCAGCAAACGCAGGCGGAAUUUCGAGCCGUGCCCACUCGUCUGUAUGUGAAGUGGGGCAAGAUCUCUUUUGCAGGUGAGGCCGGCGUUGAUGCGGGUGGAUUGAAGAAGGAAUG
This is a messenger RNA of Durusdinium trenchii, 1808 nucleotides long. The record is from the annotation of a GenBank genome assembly. NCBI's taxonomy places the organism in Eukaryota, Dinophyceae, Suessiales, Symbiodiniaceae.